Molecule: messenger RNA, 2098 nt
Organism: Elaeis guineensis (African oil palm)
Lineage: Eukaryota; Viridiplantae; Streptophyta; Magnoliopsida; Arecales; Arecaceae
Product: proteinaceous RNase P 1, chloroplastic/mitochondrial
Biological process (GO): tRNA 5'-leader removal
Molecular function (GO): protein binding; ribonuclease P activity
Source: RefSeq, a predicted model, not a curated record
UUCACCCAACCCAGUCCAUGAGGGUGGAGAGGACUCAUUUCCUUCGUCAUCAGGCCAUCCAUCCAUCCAUCCGUUCUUUUCGGCGGCGAGGGCGAUGCCGUUAGCGGCAUCCUUCCCUCCCUCUCUCUUCCGAUACGCCUCCUUCCGCUCCUCACUUUCUAAAACCCUCUCCCUUCUCCCCCUCCCGCUCCCUUCCCGCUAUGCCCGCCGCCCCUUUUCCCUCUCCUACUCCUCUCGCAGACCAUUCCACAAGCACCCUUCGCGCAGUUCCUUCCGCCCCCGCCCCAUGCCCAACCCCUCCCUCUCCCCUCUCUCCACCGACGCCGCCCCCGCCCUAAUUCCUUCCCCUGACCCUGAUCCCACCGCCGCUGUCUCCACCAGGUCCAAGAAGAAGGCCCGCCGAGAGUCCCCCGAGGGCCUCCUCCGCUACCACCUUGACAUGUGCUCCAAGCGCAGCGACCUCCCCGAGGCCCUCCGCCUCUACGACGCCGCUCGCGCCGCCUCUACUUCCCUCUCCCUCCACCAUUACAACGUCCUCCUCUACCUCUGCUCCUCCCCUUCCGACGCCACCGACGACACCCGUGCCCUCGGGCUGGAACGUGGCUUCGAGAUCUUCCGCCAGAUGGGCGCCGACGCCGUUUCCCCCAAUGAGGCCACCUUCACCAGCGUCGCCCGCCUGGCCGCUGCGAAGGAGGACGCGGACCUCGCCUUCGACCUCGUCAAGCAGAUGUCGAGCGUCGGGAUUCCCCCCAAGCUGAGGUCUUACGGCCCCGCGCUUUUUGGCUUCUGCAAGAAGGGCGAGGUCGAGAAGGCCCACGACGUGGAGGCCCACAUGGCCGCGGCCGGUGUCGUGCUAGAGGAGCCCGAGCUCGCCGCGCUCCUCAGGCUCAAUGUCGAGAAGGGUAGGGCGGACGAUGUGUAUCGGCUGCUCCACCGCUUGCGAGCUAUCGUGAGACGGGUAUCGGAGUCCACGGCGGCGAUCGCCGAGGAGUGGUUCAGUUCGGAUGCAGCGGCCGAGGUGGGAGUGGAGGAGUGGGAUGCGGGGAAGGUGAAGGAAGGGGUGGUGAAGGGAGGGGGUGGGUGGCAUGGGCAAGGAUGGUUAGGAAAAGGGCGGUGGAGUGUUGGGAGGAGCGAGAUGGAUGAGAACGGGGUGUGUCGGCGGUGUGGGGAGAGGCUGGUGUGCAUAGAUAUUGAUCCGCAGGAGACAGAGGACUUUGUGAAGUCGUUGGCUUCCCUGGCUUCCCAGAGAGAGGUCAAGACUGACUUCAUGGGCUUCCAGGAGUGGCUCAACCGUCAUGGACCAUUUGAUGCUGUUAUAGAUGCUGCAAAUGUAGGCCUGUAUAAGCAACACAACUUCAGCUUUUUCCAGCUAAAUUCUGUUGUAAAAGGAAUGCGUCAAAUGAGUCCAUCAAAAAAAAUGCCCCUUAUUAUUUUGCAUUGUCGGCGUGUGAAAGGUGGCCCUGCUGAUAAUCCAAACAAUAAGAAACUAUUGGAGACCUGGCAGAAGGCCGGUGCACUAUAUGCUACCCCUCCAGGCUCAAAUGAUGAUUGGUAUUGGUUGUAUGCGGCUGUCAGUUGUAGGUCUUUGCUUGUUACAAAUGAUGAAAUGAGGGACCACUUGUUUGAAUUGCUAGGGACUAGUUUCUUCCCUAGAUGGAAAGAGAAGCAUCAGGUGCGACUUACAUUUUCCAGAAAAGGCCCCAGUUUUCACAUGCCACCUCCAUAUUCAAUAGUCAUUCAGGAGUCUGAAGGUGGAAGCUGGCAUAUACCAACAGUUUUAGGAGAUGAUAUUGAAACACCUCGGCAGUGGGUUUGUGCAACCAGAGAUGCUAACACAGUUUCCUCUCUAUCCCAUGCGUAGUUAGGCCAGUUGAGGUUGUGGUAUCAAUAAUUAACUCGAGGCGAGCCCAAAUUUUUGAUUCGAUCCAUUCAUCCCUUCUUCAUUGAUCCCUUUAUGAGGGGUAUUUAUUCAUCUUCUGUAAUCAUUAUUGUGUGUAUUUUUAUAUUUUAUUGAGUUGCGAAUUCUAUGUUUAGAACUUGUCAUUGACUCCCAAAACGGUAAUACAUACAGAACCAGAUUAAUUAGCUGCCAUCUAAA